AUGUCAACAUUAGAGAACACAACAACUGCUAUCGUUCAUGAAGUCAUAAAUGAAGAAUACGAAUACAUACAGUAUAACAAACAAUUGAGACUCAUUCGUUCUGUCAAAGAUGACAUGUACCAAAUGCAAAGUAUAAUGAACGCUCUUCGUUCUACAAAGCAAGCAUAUCAUUGGUUUGAAAACCAACAGGCAAAAGAACUUUUAGAAGAAUUUCCUCAUAUGAUUGCUUCCCUCGGAAAACCGAGGGAAGAGAUUCCGUACGAAAAUCGCAAGAAUUUGGCACCUGGUUUGAAAGGUUAUUAUGUUCAUAGACUUUUAGUAAAUGCUGUAGCAAUGUGGGCUUCACCUCGUUAUGCUUGUUAUAUUUUCAUGAUGUUAGAUGAACUAUAUAAAGCAGAACGCGAACAGAUGGAAAAGAAACUUCAAGCAAAAGAUGAAGUCAUUGAAUCCAAAGACAAAAGCAUACAGAAAAGAAUACCACGUUCAGUACCAAAAGGAAAGGAAAAGAGUUAUAAGUAUAUGAUUUACGCUGAAGAGAUGGAAAAUGAAGAAGACAGAGAUAUGGUUAUGUUGCAUUUAGUCAGAAGAAACAACAAAAGCUUUUAUGACCUUGCUAAGAUUUACAAAUCUGACAGAAACUG
Trichomonas vaginalis G3 is the source of this 641-nucleotide messenger RNA. Its product is annotated as KilA, N-terminal/APSES-type HTH, DNA-binding family. The annotation marks the transcript as partial. The transcript has a single exon. NCBI's taxonomy places the organism in Eukaryota, Parabasalia, Trichomonadida, Trichomonadidae. The record is from RefSeq and is a predicted model, not a curated record.